Molecule: messenger RNA, 2047 nt
Organism: Carassius carassius (crucian carp)
Lineage: Eukaryota; Metazoa; Chordata; Actinopteri; Cypriniformes; Cyprinidae
Gene: slc25a1a
Product: solute carrier family 25 member 1a
Exons: 9
Coding region: 249-1328 (359 amino acids)
Biological process (GO): mitochondrial citrate transmembrane transport
Source: RefSeq, a predicted model, not a curated record
GAAUCGGCGAUUGUACCUUAUUAAUAUUACGUAAGAUGAGUAACGCAAUAAAUUUAUCAAAUGUUUAAAACAGACCAAUGAUUGAGCUCAAUGCAUGACCUCUUUAUUAAUAUUCAUGAGCUCCUCGCUGCCACUCCUCCGCAGUGUCUUCCUGUGAUUGUGUUGUCUGUGUCCUAUUGGGCAGAUACAUCUUGCCGGUGGUCACACAUUAUAGAUUUUCACUUUUUCGCGUAAAUUAUUAUUGAAACAUGUCGUCUUUGUAUAAGCCGUUUUCUGUUUCGGAAGGAGCGUGCAAAGAUGCGAUACUGAGACGAGGAUGCACGCCGCUACAGCAUCCUGCAGCGCUGCCCCGGAUUGCCUCCGCCGGCGGGGGCUCGACGCGCACCUUUACCCCAAUUCCUAACAUGUAUCCAGGCCAGAGGAAUCUAGCGGCCGCAGCAAUCGGAGGGAGAAAAAUCACCCACCCGUGGAAGGCUAUUCUCGCAGGUGGCAUUGCAGGAGGCAUUGAGAUCUGCAUCACAUUUCCAACAGAGUAUGUGAAGACCCAGCUACAGUUAGAUGAACGAGCAAAUCCUCCACGCUACCGAGGCAUAGGGGACUGUGUUAAACUGACGGUGCAGGAUCAUGGGUUGAGAGGUCUAUACAGAGGACUUAGUUCACUGCUUUAUGGAUCCAUUCCGAAAUCUGCAGUUCGGUUUGGGACAUUUGAGGUUCUUAGUAACCCAAUGAGGGAUGCCACUGGUCGGCUUGACAAUAAAGGAAGUUUGCUGUGUGGACUUGGAGCGGGAAUUGCAGAGGCGGUGUUGGUGGUCUGUCCAAUGGAGACAGUCAAGGUGAAGUUCAUUCAUGACCAGUGCUCUCUGAGGCCACGCUAUCGAGGGUUCUUCCAUGGUGUACGGGAAAUAAUUCGAGAUCAGGGUGUCCGAGGGACUUAUCAAGGGCUGACUGCUACUCUUCUGAAGCAGGGUAGCAACCAGGCUAUACGCUUUUAUGUUAUGAACUUGUUGCGCAACUGGUACAAAGGCGAUGACCCCAGCCGUGACAUGCAUCCACUGGUUACAGCAUUGUUUGGAGCAACAGCCGGGGCGGCGAGUGUUUUUGGGAACACGCCACUUGAUGUGGUGAAGACUCGAAUGCAGGGGUUGGAGGCUCAUCGCUACAAGAACACGUUAGAUUGUGCAUUCCAGAUUUUGAAGAAUGAAGGCCCUCAAGCGUUCUACAAAGGCACGGUCCCACGACUGGGCAGAGUGUGUCUAGACGUGGCCAUUGUCUUUGUUCUCUAUGAGGAGGUUGUAAAGCUACUGAACAAUGUCUGGAGAACAGACUGAAGACGCACCAGGUUGCAGAACUGAUCGAGACAGACUGAACUAUCCAAACACAGUUGGCCACGUCAGUCAAGUCUAAAGAUCUAGACUUGAACAGUGAUCUCUGGCCUAGAGGAUUUAUACCAUCAAUCUGUGUCUGCAUUGUUGAAUCCGCGAGCUUGAGCCAUGAGAAAGAACCUGUAGCUUACGGUAUAUUUAUUGACGCACAAAAAUAUUCGUACAUGAGCAAGCGUUUCAUCAUUUUGCACUUCAGUAAAAUCGUGUGAAUCAUGUGAACAAGUGUCUUCUCACCACCAUGUCGUGAGACAGUCUACUUAUGUGGCAUGAAAUGUAAUAGCACAACCAUGUACACAGAAAUAUAAAUGUAAUGCAAAUGAUCUUUUGUCUUAGUUAACAUGUACAGCUCUGAAAAUGUGCUUCAAGUCUCAAAACUGGUAGAGGCUCAAGACAUUUGUGAUUCUCGAUAUAAAACUUGCAUGUCGAGUGCAAUCAUGAAGACCAGGGCAUUCAAGCUUGAUGUUUUUUAUUUUUAAACACUGUAAAUGGCAGCUUUUUUUUAGUUGUGCAAUUUGUUUAUAAGCUUCCUUGUUCUUAACACAAGCAUUUCCCACAAAGGUUGCUUAUUCUGUACUAGUCAUGCUACUUUUGUUUUAGUGUCCGAUAUAUAAGCAGUGCUUCUUCACAACCGAUUCAACACAGAUUCAAUAAACCAAAAAGGGUCA